CCGGAAUCAUCAUGAAUCUGACCAUUUUGAAUGGACAUACUUCCCCUGUGUGUACACUUUCAAGCAGAAUUGACCGUUGUAUUUCAAUUCGUAGUGGAAAACGCAAACUACCUUUUGACGUAACGUAAUGUAACUAGGCGAUGUUGUGAGUAAAGUUAUAUUCAUCCAUGAUGAGCACUUCGCGAUGGUUCUUCGAGUAAAAGGGAGUGUGCCAGAGACGUCGAAGAAGCGCGCAAUAUAAAAUUAUGGUAGAAUUUUAGGCUAAUGGGUUGAAAGUGAUGAGCAGUAGCAGUCAUCGAUGCAACGGAAAGAAAUAUAAGUCCAUUGAAGAUGAGCCCGUGACCUCGUUCCCACAUCUCUCUAUAAAUAUGCUUUUCAGGCUCUAUAACGAAGACAGCAGAGUAUACGGCCCUGUGAACCCUCUAUUGAUCAACAAAUUGAGACUCCAGCGCGCAAUGGCGCACCAAGCUGUGAUGUGUACAUCCACGAGCUGGUCAUGGACAUGGAGGUUUAUUGUUUUCAUUCUUAUCCUUCUUCAGGUAGCCGUGGCAGAUGUGUUUCUCUGGCCCGAACCCCAAACGGUGCGUUGGGAAAGUGGUGCGAGGAUUGUUCUCAACCCUGCCUUCGAGAUCAGUGCGCCCGACCACCCCGAGCUCAGUUCAGCGGUUGCUCGAUACGCAGCCUUGAUAAGGACAGAGCGAUGGUACCCGGUGCAGGUCCCGAGGUCUGUUGUGAUCACAAGAAAAGCAGGGACAGAUAGCGAGGUCGUGAUCCUCAAUGUGUUCGUGGUCGACUUGGCUGCGGAUCUCCAACACGGUGUGGAUGAAUCUUACACCAUCGAGAUCAGCCCUACGAGCAGCAAUGCGUCGCUCUCGGCUGGGACGGUGUGGGGAGCAAUGCGAGGUCUGGAGACGUUCUCGCAGCUGCUUCGCGUGGCAGAGCCCUCAGCGAACGCUCCCUUGUACAUAGAACGAGGUGUGUUCAUCUCUGAUAAGCCAAAUUACCCGCACCGCGGAAUUCUCUUGGACAUAGCUCGCAAUUUUUUCCCCGUCGAAGACAUCAAACGAACGAUUCGCGCUCUGAGCCACAACAAAUUGAACGUCCUUCAUUUGCACAUAACGGACGCGCAAUCCUUUCCUCUGGAGAUUAAAUCGGAGCCGGACUUGGCCGUCAAAGGAUCUUUCGGUCCGCAGUUCAUCUACUAUCAAGAGCACGUCGUCGACCUUGUCAGAUACGGCCGGCGUCAUGGCGUGCGCGUCAUUCCAGAGAUCGAUGCUCCAGGCCACACUGCUUCAUGGGGCGGAGCGCAUCCAGACAUUGUCACCUGCCUCGACGAGUUCUGGCUGCCGAACCCGGCAGACUGGAGCCAACGGCUGGCAUCGGAGCCGGGAUCAGGGCAGCUCAAUCCGCUGAUGGACAAGACCUACGAGGUGGUGAAGAACGUGAUCGACGAAGUGGCCGCCCUCUUCUCGGACCACUUCUUCCACGCCGGAGGAGACGAGGUCGCACCGGCUUGCUGGAAGCGUAGCGACCUGGUGACAGACUUCCUCGCCCGACCCAACGACGACGCAAGAAACAACACGCUCAGCGACCUCCUGACCACGUACAUCGAGAGGACGCGCGCCAUGAUCGACGUGCACAACAAGACCGCGGUGUACUGGGAGGAUAUUCUUCUGGGCGCCGAGGUGAAGGUGCAACGUGCGUCCGUGCCGGCGGCCACCACCAUCCUGCAGACGUGGAACAACGGGCCUCUGAACACCAAGACGCUGACUGCAGCGGGCUACCGGACGAUAGUCUCGUCGAACGAUUUCUUCUACCUGGACUGCGGGCACGGCGGGUUCUUGGGGAACGAUUCGCAGUACGACCAGAACUUCAACGACGAUCCGACCAGCACUGUGAACUACGGCGGGAGGGGAGGGUCGUGGUGCGCCCCGUUCAAGACGUGGGCCAGGAUUUACGACUACGACAUCACCGCGAACCUGACGGAGGACGAGGCGAAGCUGGUGCUGGGCGGCGAGGUGGCGCUGUGGUCGGAGCAGGCCGACGAGACGGUGCUGGACGCCAUGCUGUGGCCGCGGAGCGCCGCGUUGGCCGAGAGCCUCUGGUCCGGGAAUCGAGAUCCUGCGGACGCGACGAAGAAGCGCUCGGGCGAUGCGAUCGACCGCCUGAACGACUGGCGGUUCCGCCUCGUGCACCGGGGCAUCAAUGCCGAGCCUCUGCAGCCUCUAUGGUGCCUGAAGAAUCCCCGCAUGUGCAAUUCCGUGUACUAGAUCGACCUCGUUCCAUUCGGCUGCAUCGGCCCCGAUCGCCUGCUCGAUUUCGGAGUCGAUCAUCGUCUGCGUCUGCUCGAGGAGACGAGCCUGAACCAGAGCUCGGCGGGUGGUUCAUCGACCUCCAGGAUGUACUGGCCCACAUUCCGAGCUGGCUUUGGGGGAACUUAUCCCAGCGCUGCGAUGUCGAUCAGGUAUUGCAUACUCUGUUUCUUCUGUGACGAGAAACACAAGGAGGAAUCCUUUAGCGCUUCCUCCCCCCCGCCUCGAUGAUCGACGUUCGUGAGGAACACAGGAGGUAGCUCUGGUCGGGGGUUGGGGGUACCAGUAUUAGGCAUAGUCGGAGGCGUCUCGAGGUCUACUGUCACCCCGCAAGACACGGACCGCAGGACGUAUGACUUGCAGUCCAUCGGUUCGACUUCACGGACGAGUGUCCGGAGAAACUGGUAAAGCAGAUUCAUGCCCUUUAAUGUCGAUAUUUCACUGAUAAAGAUGAAUUUUUUAACACAAUUUCUCUGACAACAUGUCCCGAGAAGUGACAGAAAUUUGUGAAUAUUUGUCCACUUUAGUUGAAGGGUGGGUGAGGCAGCGGCUCUGCAGUACUUGCGCCCUCCCUCCGAUGGACUCUACUCGAAUCCCUUCGGUUGAGGUCAUGGACAAAGUAAAUGGAACCUGCUUUGUAGUCACAAAACGGCCAAAUUCAGGUCAUGACCAUUCAUUCGCAUGUAGAUUCCGAUCCCUUCCCAUCCAGAGACCUUUACAUC
Molecule: messenger RNA, 3034 nt
Organism: Marchantia polymorpha subsp. ruderalis
Lineage: Eukaryota; Viridiplantae; Streptophyta; Marchantiopsida; Marchantiales; Marchantiaceae
Source: the annotation of a GenBank genome assembly